Messenger RNA from Salvia splendens (bonfire salvia), 1475 nucleotides. RefSeq lists its product as uncharacterized. The coding region runs from base 230 to 1201 and encodes 323 amino acids. NCBI's taxonomy places the organism in Eukaryota, Viridiplantae, Streptophyta, Magnoliopsida, Lamiales, Lamiaceae. The transcript is spliced from 7 exons. The record is from RefSeq and is a predicted model, not a curated record. Gene Ontology annotation, molecular function: zinc ion binding.
UAUUUUUUUGAUUUAUUCGAUUCAUCUUAAACUGCACCUCACUCGCGAUUGAAUUCUGAAACCUCUUAGCCGUCUUCGUCAAUCUUCAGUUCAUGCUCUGACCUUUUUUGUGCUGAGGAACCUAAUUGCCGUACAAUCGCAUGCGAAUUUCAAAAGGGUUUUUUUUGGGUGACUCCUUGUGAAAUUUCAUUCGAAUUGCUGAAUUCUACCGUCGAAAAUUGUGUUAAAGAUGAGCGGCAAGCAAUCGGAUUCCUUACCGCUGAUCGCACCGCCGCUGAUCGCCACCCCCUCUGAGAUUGACCUUGAGGCCGGCCCCGAUGAGCAAAUUCAGUGCCGAAUUUGCCUUGAAACUGACGGUAGGGAUUUUAUUGCUCCUUGCAAGUGCAAAGGCACAUCAAAGUACGUUCACCGGGAAUGCCUCGAUCAUUGGCGUGCCGUGAAGGAAGGUUUUGCCUUUGCUCAUUGCACGACUUGCAAGGCUCCGUAUUAUAUAAGAGUUCACGGUGUUGCUGAUAGAAAAUGGCGGACAUUGAAGUUUCGAUUUUUUGUCACUAGAGAUAUUUUGUUUAUCUUUUUCUCUGUGCAACUGGUUAUUGGCCUGUUGGCAUAUUCAAUGUAUCUUAUAGAUCGUUAUCAGAAAUUUUGGCUUCGUCACAUCUGGGGUUUCGACAGUGAACUGAGUUUCUACUACAUAUGUGGGGCAUUAUUGUUUUUCGCUUUGCUGGGCUUAUCCGGUUGCUUUAUAACUUGUUACGACAGAAGAGUGCGGAGUGAUCUUGCUCAGCCUUGUCGAGAAUUGUGCGUUUCUUGUUGCCAUCCAGGUGUAUGUGCUGACUGCCAUUUACCCGGCACUCUUUGCAUGUGGACUGAUUGUACCACAUGCUUCGAAAGCUGCGCUGGGGCGGCCAGUGAAUGUGGUUGGCUGGGAGGCGCUGGUGAAGCCGGAUUGCCAAUACUGUUAGUAGUGGCCAUUGUAGUGCUAGGUUUAUUCACCAUCAUCGGCAUAUUCUACACUAUCCUCGUCGCCACCAUGGUCGGGCAAAGGAUAUGGCAACGGCACUACCACAUCCUCGCCAAACGAAUGCUAACAAAGGAAUACGUCGUUGAGGAUGUUGACGAUGAGAUGACCGGUGGAGAUUGGUCGCCACCGUCUCUCCCCUCCGAGCACGUUAAUCAGCUGAAGGCGCUCGGGCUUCUGUAAACACCCUUACGAGUUCAAUAAGACGUAUAUUUUCGGCGUCUGAUGUAAGUCUUUACACCUACGAAGAAUGUAGCAGUUGAUGUGGUUUCAAUCUGGGUUCAUAUUCUGGGGUGAGAAACACUAACUAUAUUAACUGAUAUAUUUUUCAUUUGCUGCAAUCAAAGAAUUUAUAACUGUGCUCGUGUUCUGGGAUGAGCAGAAACUAACUGUAUUAACUGUAUAAUAGUAUUUCAUUUGCUGAAAUUAAAGAAUUCGAUAACUGAUUUUCUUCUCA